AUGCCUCGUCCUGAUCUCGCCAAGCUGGGAAUCAACUACAGGCGAAUCCCAGUCUUGUCAACUGGACAAGAUGUUUACCUAGAUACUCGACUGAUCAUCCAAAAAUUGGAACAGCUCGAGGUAUCCAAUCCCAAGCUUGGCGCUGACGGGCCGGAGAGAAAAGCCAUCGAGAAGCUUUUAGAGAUAUUUGCCGUUGAUGGCGGGAUCUUCAGCCGCGCGGCGCAAUUACUUCCAUCCGAUUUACCAAUGUUGAAGGAUCCGGCGUUCGGCAAGGACCGAAUUGACUUCAACAACGGCAGGCGCUGGUCCCGAGAUGACUGGACUGUCGUGAAGCCAGAGGCGAUCAACGAGAUCAGGAACGCCAUGGAGUUCCUCGAGACGACGCUCCUAGCUGAUGGUCGUGACUGGAUCUUGAAGACCGACCAGCCAAGUUUGGCUGAUAUCGAAGGCGUGUGGCCACUCCACUGGAUUGCUGGCAUACCGGGCGCACUGCCUCCUGACCAGGUCUCGGCCGAGCGGUUUCCUAAAGUCUAUGCAUGGAUCAAUAGAUUCCAGAAGGCCGUGUCUGCGGCCAAGAAAAGCCAACCGAAGCCGCUUGAUAUAUCGGGAGACAAGGCGAGAGAACUGAUUUUGAACUCUGGCUAUAGUGAUCCAGAUGGUCAAGUCGACCCAAGUGACCCGCUAACCCGGGCUCACAACCUGAAGAGAGGAGAGCCUGUGACGGUUUGGCCUACAGAUACCGGGUCGUCACAUAGAGACGUCGGUCUUUUGGUCUCACUCGACGGAAAGGAGGUCGUCUACGAGACACAGCCGGAUACCUCACCUAAGCAGGGCGUGCGAGUCCACGCCCCAAGGCACGGAUUCAGAAUCAGCCAUGCAGACAGGGUUUCAAGCUUGAAAUUAUGA
This is a messenger RNA of Phaeoacremonium minimum UCRPA7, 906 nucleotides long. Its product is annotated as putative glutathione s-transferase protein. NCBI's taxonomy places the organism in Eukaryota, Fungi, Ascomycota, Sordariomycetes, Togniniales, Togniniaceae. The transcript has a single exon. The record is from RefSeq and is a predicted model, not a curated record. The coding region runs from base 1 to 906 and encodes 301 amino acids.